Messenger RNA from Leptosomus discolor (cuckoo roller), 702 nucleotides. The record is from RefSeq and is a predicted model, not a curated record. NCBI's taxonomy places the organism in Eukaryota, Metazoa, Chordata, Aves, Leptosomiformes, Leptosomidae.
CCAUAGACUGGAAAGAUGGUAAAAAGCACAAGUACAGCCGCCCGUCAGAGUCUCCGUCCCAGUACCAAGGUCACUUCACCUGGGAGAAAUACCUGAAAGAGACAUGUGCCAUCCCAGCUCCUGCCCAUUGCUUCAAGCAGUCGUACACUCCACCUGCAAACGAAUUCAAGAUCAGCAUGAAACUCGAAGCCCAGGACCCCAGGAACACCACCUCCACCUGCAUUGCCACGGUGGUCGGUCUGACGGGCGCACGGCUCCGCCUGCGCCUCGAUGGCAACAAGACCGUUUGUUGGCGUCUGGUGGACUUUGCUGAGAUCCAGCCGAUCGGGAACUGUGAGAAGAACGGCGGCAUGCUGCAGCCUCCCCUGGGCUUUCGGCUGAAUGCCUCCUCUUGGCCCAUGUUCCUUCUGAAGACUCUGAAUGGAGCAGAGAUGGCUCCUGUCCGGAUUUUUCACAAGGAACCACCAUCUCCAUCCCAAAACUUCUUCAAGACAGGUAUGAAGCUGGAGGCAGUGGACAGGAAGAACCCUCACUUCAUCUGCCCGGCCACCAUUGGGGAGGUGAGAGGUUCUGAGGUCCUCAUAACAUUUGAUGGCUGGAGAGGUGCCUUCGAUUACUGGUGCCGAUAUGAUUCCCGGGACAUCUUUCCCGUAGGCUGGUGCUCGCUGACUGGAGAUAAUCUGCAGCCCCCUGGAACAAAAG